Aspergillus mulundensis is the source of this 1506-nucleotide messenger RNA. RefSeq names its product nuclear and cytoplasmic polyadenylated RNA-binding protein pub1. Bases 1 to 1506 code for a protein of 501 amino acids. Lineage: Eukaryota; Fungi; Ascomycota; Eurotiomycetes; Eurotiales; Aspergillaceae. Gene Ontology annotation, molecular function: RNA binding. The transcript has 4 exons. The record is from RefSeq and is a predicted model, not a curated record.
AUGGCGGAUAACGUGUCUGCUUCGACUUCGUCGACCCAUGCGCCGCCACAGCCUCCGACUGCUGCCUCGAACCAGCAGUACGAUGCGUCCCAGGGAAACGGCCAAACCAAUCCCUCCCACAUGCCACCCCCGCCUCGCCCUCCUGUGAUUAUUCCUCAGAACACCAACCCUAUUCCGACCGCUAUUACCUCCCCGAUGUCUGGAGGUAUGGUGUCUCCAACCAGCGCUGGCGGAUAUGUGCGUCGUGCAGCCCCUGAACCAAACAAGCGGGCCCUCUACGUUGGCGGCCUUGACCCGCGGGUGACGGAGGAUAUAUUGAAACAAAUCUUUGAGACCACUGGACAUGUCAUCAGUGUCAAGAUCAUCCCCGACAAGACUCAAUUCAACAACAAAGGGGCCAAUUACGGUUUCGUUGAGUUCGACGAUCCUGGUGCCGCUGAGAGAGCGAUGCAGACGCUCAACGGCCGUCGGAUCCACCAGUCGGAGAUCCGCGUGAACUGGGCGUAUCAAUCCAACACCACCAACAAGGAGGACACUUCGAAUCACUUCCAUAUUUUCGUCGGCGAUUUGAGCAACGAGGUCAACGAUGAGGUCCUUCUUCAGGCAUUCUCUGCUUUCGGUUCUGUCUCUGAGGCACGCGUGAUGUGGGACAUGAAGACUGGCCGCUCUCGUGGCUAUGGUUUCGUCGCUUUCCGUGACCGCGGAGACGCUGAUAAAGCGUUGAGUUCAAUGGAUGGAGAAUGGCUCGGUUCCCGUGCCAUUCGCUGCAACUGGGCUAAUCAGAAGGGGCAGCCCUCCAUUUCUCAGCAACAAGCAAUGGCGGCAAUGGGCAUGACACCCACAACACCAUUUGGCCAUCACCACUUCCCUACCCACGGUCUCCAGAGCUACGACAUGGUUGUCCAGCAAACCCCACAGUGGCAGACUACGUGCUAUGUCGGCAACCUUACCCCUUACACCACGCAGAGUGAUAUCGUUCCCUUGUUCCAAAACUUCGGCUACGUCAUGGAGAACCGUAUGCAGGCCGAUAGGGGGUUUGCGUUCAUCAAGAUGGACAGCCACGAGAAUGCGGCCUCGGCAAUCUGCCAACUUAACGGCUACAAUGUUAACGGACGCCCCCUGAAGUGCAGCUGGGGUAAGGAUCGUCCGCCCACCGGCCAAUUCGAUAACUUCUCCGGUCAACAGGGCAACUCGCCCUUCAGUUCCAGCCCAGGUCCGUAUUUCCCUCAGUAUGGUGGCCCUGGGGGUCCCAUGACUCCUCAAGGUAAAGACCGUUCUCGUUCGCCCUGUUACUGCCUGUUUCUGUGCAUAGUUAACCCGUGCGAUGCAUUAGGGCCAGCACAAGCUGGAAGAGGCUGGGAGCAGCCCCAAAUGGGCCAGCAGGGCUUUGGCCAGGUUCCCGGAAAUACCGGUUAUGGCCGUGGACAAGCCACGCCCAACUCUGGCUGGAACCAGGCUAACAAUGCCAAUUUUGGAAACGGCUUUGCCGGCGGCUACCAAGGAUAG